This is a messenger RNA of Drosophila simulans, 1274 nucleotides long. RefSeq names its product transcription initiation factor IIB (gene TfIIB). Bases 143 to 1090 code for a protein of 315 amino acids. The transcript has 4 exons. Gene Ontology annotation, biological process: transcription preinitiation complex assembly; transcription initiation at RNA polymerase II promoter. Gene Ontology annotation, cellular component: nucleus; transcription preinitiation complex. The record is from RefSeq and is a predicted model, not a curated record. NCBI's taxonomy places the organism in Eukaryota, Metazoa, Arthropoda, Insecta, Diptera, Drosophilidae. Gene Ontology annotation, molecular function: TBP-class protein binding; RNA polymerase II general transcription initiation factor activity.
AUAGAAAAAUAAUUGUGAAAGUUGACUUUUCCAUAUUCCGAUUUCUAUAAAGCGAACACCUAAGCAGCUAUCGAGUUAUCGGCCAAAGUCACAUCACCAGUUGAUGUGAGUAUUAAAAAAAUAUAUAGCUUACAGAGUACAAAUGGCAUCGACAUCCAGACUGGACAACAACAAGGUGUGCUGCUACGCACACCCCGAAUCUCCGCUCAUCGAGGACUACAGGGCUGGCGACAUGAUUUGCUCCGAGUGUGGUCUGGUGGUUGGGGACCGCGUAAUUGAUGUGGGCUCCGAGUGGCGUACCUUUAGCAACGAAAAGAGCGGCGUGGAUCCCAGUCGUGUCGGUGGACCGGAAAAUCCGCUGCUCAGUGGCGGCGACUUGUCCACCAUAAUUGGUCCGGGCACAGGAUCCGCAUCCUUUGACGCAUUUGGAGCACCCAAGUACCAGAACAGACGCACCAUGAGCAGCUCGGAUCGCUCCCUCAUAUCAGCCUUUAAGGAGAUAUCCUCGAUGGCCGAUCGCAUCAACUUGCCCAAAACCAUUGUCGAUCGGGCCAACAACUUGUUCAAACAGGUUCAUGAUGGAAAGAACCUCAAGGGUCGUUCCAAUGAUGCCAAGGCAUCUGCUUGUCUGUAUAUAGCUUGUCGCCAAGAAGGAGUUCCUCGCACAUUCAAGGAAAUAUGUGCUGUCAGCAAGAUCAGCAAAAAAGAGAUUGGCCGUUGCUUUAAGCUAACAUUAAAGGCUCUCGAGACCAGUGUGGAUCUCAUAACCACUGCGGACUUCAUGUGCCGAUUCUGCGCCAACUUGGACCUGCCGAAUAUGGUUCAACGCGCUGCCACGCACAUUGCAAAGAAAGCCGUCGAGAUGGAUAUUGUACCGGGACGUUCGCCAAUUUCUGUGGCCGCAGCCGCGAUCUAUAUGGCCUCACAAGCAUCCGAGCAUAAGAGAAGCCAGAAGGAGAUCGGUGAUAUAGCCGGUGUGGCCGAUGUCACCAUCCGUCAGUCCUACAAACUUAUGUAUCCGCACGCAGCUAAGCUCUUCCCCGAGGACUUUAAGUUUACCACUCCCAUUGAUCAGUUACCACAGAUGUAAUUCUUUUUCGUAGAUCCGAUGCUCAAUACUAACGCUAACGUUAAGUGAAGGAAAAUUCCUAAUUUAAUCACAAAUUACGAUUUUAUUAAAUAAAGUUAGCAUAACUAAUAUUCAAAUAGAACUGUUGGACCAAUCAGAACAUAAUUAAAUCAUUGUUAAAUUAAUUAGCUGAGUUAAACCCAAA